This is a messenger RNA of Candida dubliniensis CD36, 1035 nucleotides long. It is a transcript of the gene SUA71, whose product is annotated as transcription factor TFIIB. Bases 1 to 1035 code for a protein of 344 amino acids. The record is from RefSeq and is a predicted model, not a curated record. Gene Ontology annotation, molecular function: RNA polymerase II general transcription initiation factor activity; TBP-class protein binding. Lineage: Eukaryota; Fungi; Ascomycota; Pichiomycetes; Serinales; Debaryomycetaceae. The transcript has a single exon. Gene Ontology annotation, cellular component: nucleus; transcription preinitiation complex. Gene Ontology annotation, biological process: transcription preinitiation complex assembly; transcription initiation at RNA polymerase II promoter.
AUGUCGCCAUCAACAUCCACUGCAGUACAGGAGUAUAUUGGACCAAAUUUAAAUGUCACAUUAACUUGUCCCGAGUGUAAAAUAUUUCCUCCAGAUUUAGUAGAAAGAUUUAGUGAAGGUGACAUUGUCUGUGGCAGUUGUGGACUAGUAUUGAGUGAUCGUGUUGUGGAUACGAGAUCAGAAUGGAGAACAUUCAGUAACGAUGACCAAAAUGGUGAUGAUCCUUCUCGUGUUGGUGAUGCGGGAAAUCCUUUAUUAGACACAGAAGACUUGUCCACCAUGAUAUCUUAUGCUCCGGAUAGUACGAAAGCUGGAAGAGAGUUGAACCGAGCACAAUCUAAAUCUCUAGUCGAUAAAAAAGACAAUGCAUUGGCUGCAGCGUAUAUAAAGAUUUCUCAAAUGUGUGAUGGUUAUCAAUUGCCUAAAAUUGUUCUGGAUGGGGCCAAGGAAGUUUACAAAAUGGUUUAUGACGAGAAACCAUUACGAGGAAAAUCACAGGAGAGUAUUAUGGCUGCAUCUAUUUUUAUUGGUUGCAGAAAGGCUAAUGUUGCUCGUUCAUUCAAAGAGAUAUGGGCUUUGACUAAUGUACCUCGUAAGGAGAUUGGUAAAGUGUUUAAGAUCAUGGACAAGAUCAUUCGUGAAAAGAAUGCUGCCAACCCUAAUGCUGCAUAUUACGGUCAAGACAGCAUCCAAACUACCCAAACCUCGGCCGAAGAUUUGAUUAGAAGAUUCUGUUCUCAUUUGGGUGUCAACACACAAGUCACAAAUGGUGCUGAAUACAUAGCCCGAAGAUGCAAGGAAGUUGGGGUUUUAGCAGGUAGAUCGCCAACUACAAUUGCUGCAACUGUGAUUUACAUGGCAUCGCUAGUGUUUGGAUUUGACUUGCCUCCUUCCAAGAUAUCCGAUAAAACUGGUGUUAGUGAUGGUACUAUCAAGACUUCAUACAAGUACAUGUACGAGGAGAAAGAAAAAUUGAUCGAUCCUUCGUGGAUAGAAAGUGGUAAAGUAAAAUUGGACAAAAUACCAAAGAAUUGA